Ectocarpus siliculosus is the source of this 1671-nucleotide messenger RNA. The record is from the annotation of a GenBank genome assembly. Lineage: Eukaryota; Phaeophyceae; Ectocarpales; Ectocarpaceae.
AUGGCGAACCAGGACACUCGUCGCGUCCAAGAGGACGCCGCGUUGUCGGCACACCUACCACCAGCGUCUUCGCAGGGGGGGCGCGGCGCUAACUACACCUAUUCUUCUGUGGACACCCGCGGAAUCGGUGAUGGCGAGGACGGCAUCAGCCGCAAGGGUUUCGGUGGGCCCACGGGGCACGAGUACGCGCCUUUCGUCGACAACGAUUCCACCAGCUACGGCGAUGCUUCUGCAAAGGGGGAGGGGGGGGGAGGCGCGAUAAGCCUGACAAGCCGGCACCACGCGGCGAUACCCAUCUCCUACUUCUGCGUCGGGUUUCUGGGCAGCUUCGUGGCAAACCCACUCAACAUCUACAUCGUCCAGACCCUCAACGCCCAACCUUCCCAGCAGAACACGCUCGUGGUCCUCAUGACGGUCCCGUGGUCGUUCAAGCUGAUCUACGGCUUCCUAUCGGACGUGUGCCCCAUCAGAGGCCUGAGGCGAAAGCCCUACCUGGCCUUCGGCUACCUGCUGUCGUCCUUUUGCUACCUGGUGCUCGCUCUCACUGCUGAGGUGACCAUCCAGAGUCUUUCAGGGCUGCUUUUCCUGGCAACGAUGGGCCAGAUCAUGGGCGACGUCAUGGCAGACACGCUGGUGGUCGAACGUGCCAGGGGCGAGGCGGAGGAGUCUCGAGGGCAAAUGCAGGCGACUUGCUACGCAAUCAGAUUCGCCGGCAACGUCAUCGGAUGCUUGGGGGGCGCCUUGCUUUUCAACAGGGGGGCCUGGGGCUGGGGCCUCACCUUUAGGCAGGUUUGCCUCAUCAUGAGCAUGAUGCCCGUGCUCGUGCUGGGACCCGCCGUGGUUUAUCUGUGGGAGGAACGAAGCAAGGAGACCAAGGGCGUGAAGAAUCAGGUUAGAGACAUUUGGGACACCAUCCAGCUGCAGGCGGUGUGGAGACCCAUGGCGUUCGUGUACAUCUUCAACAUAUUCCAAGUUCCCCACAUCCCGUGGCAAAACUACCUCCAGCUGUCUCUCCACUUCCAGCCGUACAUGCUGGGCUUCAUGGCGGCGGCGGGGUCUGUCAUGACCUGCCUUGGCGUUACGGCAUACAAGAACUGCUUCUUUCACGUCUCGUGGCGGCUGAUUUACGGUUGGAGCGUGGUCGUCACGACUAUAUUUUCCGCCCUGCAGCUGGUGCUGAUCUUCGGCCUGAACCAGCGAAUAGGGCUGCCCGACUUCUGGUUCGCUCUGGGCGACGAUGUCAUAACGCAGUACAUUCAGGGGAUCCAGUUCUUGCCGGUGUGCAUCAUGUACCUGCGAAUGUGUCCAAAUGGAUCGGAAGGUGCAACGUACGCCGCGCUCACUACCUUCGGGAAUAUUGCGCUGAACUGCGCGGGUAGCCUGGGGACCCUCUUCGCGAAGCUGUGGGACGUUGGGAACGACACGCUCCGAAAUGAAGACGUGUCCGGGCUGUGGAAACUCACGGUGCUCACUAGCUUGAUCUCCCCGGUACCGUUGGUGCUGCUCAGACUUCUCCCGGCAAGCGCGGCCGAGCAGGAAGCGUUGCGGGCGGACACGAAGCGCUCGAUGAGGGGCGGCGCCGCGUUUGUGUCUGUUCUGGUGGGGUCUCUCGCGUGGACCCUUGCAGAGGCUGUGUACGUCUUGAGCUCCGACGCCGAUGAAACCGGUUGA